Messenger RNA from Anolis carolinensis (green anole), 4976 nucleotides. RefSeq names its product collagen type XV alpha 1 chain (gene col15a1). The transcript has 42 exons. The record is from RefSeq and is a predicted model, not a curated record. The coding region runs from base 251 to 4048 and encodes 1265 amino acids. Gene Ontology annotation, molecular function: extracellular matrix structural constituent conferring tensile strength. NCBI's taxonomy places the organism in Eukaryota, Metazoa, Chordata, Lepidosauria, Squamata, Anolidae. Gene Ontology annotation, biological process: extracellular matrix organization.
UGAGAAACUGGAAGAUGGUAGUUGUGUGAGGAAAACUUAGAAGGAGUCGGAUUUCAGUGCUGGAGCCUGACUUGUAGGAUUGCAGUGACUCACAGAGAGCCGGCCUGAGUGAGAGCUGCCUUUGUUCCACUUGCACUGAAGGGCGGGUGAGGGAGAACCCAAAAGCAGCCGCAGCCGCCGCCUCUGCCUUUUGCUUUCUAUAUGCAGACAGCUGGAGCAGUCUCUCCCCCUGAAUACCUGGUUUUACAAAAUGCCCUUUAGCCAUUCUCAGAGGCCAUGGACUUUGCUUCUGCUACUUUUGGGUUCAUCGCUCCCUACUGCUCUACCAACUCAGGUCAUAGAAGAAAGGGGAUCAAAGGGGAAUCUUGACCUAACAGAACUAAUAGGAGUUCCACUGCCACCUUCUGUCUCCUUUAUCACUGGAUAUGGAGGAUUUCCAGCUUACAAUUUUGGACCAGAAGCAAACAUAGGCCGCCUGACAAGAACUUUGAUACCUCAGCCAUUCUACAAGGAUUUUGCAAUCACUGUUACCGUCAAACCAAAUAGUGACCAUGGAGGGGUAUUGUUUGCCAUAACUGAUGCCUUUCAGAAGACAAUAUACUUGGGCAUCAGACUAUCGCCUGUGGAUGAUAACACACAGAGAAUCAUUAUGUACUACACUGAACCAGGUUCUCACAUAUCCCGAGAAGCUGCAUCCUUUAAAGUCCCAGUGAUGACCAACAAAUGGAAUCGCUUUACUAUGGCUGUAGAGGACAAUGACAUUGUCUUGUUCAUAGACUGUGAGGAAUAUCACAGGGUCAGUUUCCAGAGAUCGCCUCAUGCCUUGCUCUUUGAAUCCAGCUCAGGAAUAUUUGUUGGGAAUGCAGGAGCAACAGGACUAGACAGAUUCACUGGCUCCAUUCAGCAGCUGACGAUCAAGCCUGAUGUAAGGGCGACUGAAGAUCAAUGUGAAGAUGACGAUCCGUAUACUUCAGGAGAGAGCAGUGGCCGUGACAGCGUCCAGGAACAGGAGGGUAUCUCUGAGACACAGGAAGUUAUUUGGCCCUCACAAGCCCCACCUGGGAAUUCAUCGGAAGAAACUACUGCUGGACCAGUAAGUGCACCACCAACUACGUCACUUCCUUCUGAAGAGAUGGAUUUCUCAGGACAAUAUCUUUUGGAAGAAACAGUGAGACCAACUGAAAUCAAAGACCAAGGUGUAACCACUAUAGCAAUAAACAGACCAAAAAGUGAAUCUACCACUAUAGCUCAGGAAAUAUUGAAAACUGAAGCAGAGCCUCAUGAUAGUGUUCUGCAAGGUGCAAACAAAGAAAAAGGAGAAAAAGGUGAAAACGGUCAAAAGGAGAAAGGAGGAGUACCCGGACCUCCAGGAGAAGCAAGCCUGGAAGAAACACAACCUGGGACAAUAGGGCCACCCGUUACGCCAGGAACUUAUGGAUCACCUGGCUUAAAGGGAGAGCCUGGUCCUAAAGGAGAAAAGGGAGAUACUGGUGUUGGACUUCCAGGCCCUCCUGGACCUCCAGGGCCGCCAGGACUGCCUGCUUCAUCUAAGGGAUUUAGAAGAGUGGAAAUAGAAGGCUCUGGAUCUGGAGACUUUGGCAAAGACAUAGAAUUUCCCAGGGGUGCCCCUGGGCCUCCAGGUCCUCCAGGUCCACCUGGUGCUCCUGGAAUCCCAGCACCUGAUUCAAAUGCAGGCCCACCAGGAUUUCCAGGAGAAAAUGGGAAAGAUGGAGCAACUGGAGAAGCAGGCCCUCGCGGUUCCCCUGGUCGUUUUGGUCAAGACGGACUGAUUGGUUUUGCAGGAAUAAAGGGAGAAAAAGGUGAUCAAGGUAUACAGGGACCAGUUGGAAGAAAGGGUGAUCCAGGAGUGAUAGGACCACCAGGCCCUAAAGGCCAGGCAGGAGCUAAUGGGGAACCUGGGCAACCAGGGCCUCCUGGACCCCCAGGACCACCGGGCCCAGGUUAUGGGUUUGGAUUCGAGGAUAUGGAAGGAUCAGGAAUCACUGGCUUGUCAAGUGAAUCUCGAAUCCCAGUAUCCAGGGGGCAAAACGGUCCAGCUGGAGAGAUGGGCCUACAGGGACCAAUAGGACCAAAGGGAGAUAAAGGAGACCCUGGAGUAGAAGGCUCACCUGGUUCAAAGGGAGAACAAGGUCCAGAAGGAAGGCCAGGAUUUCCUGGUGUUGCUGGGCGCCCUGGUGAUGAAGGGCCCAAAGGAGAUAAAGGUGACCCAGGUUCCAAGGGUGAAGCAGGACAAGAUGGUGCUAGGGUUGUGGGUCCACCAGGUCCUCCCGGACCACCAGGUCCUGUUAUAGCCAUUCCAAGGUCUUUGCUCAAUGCUUCAGGCCUAACUUUCAACAUUUCUGAAAUCAAAGGACUUGUCGGGCCUCCAGGUCCAGAUGGUAUGCCAGGCCUGCCAGGAUUUCCUGGCCCUAGAGGACCCAAAGGAGACACUGGGUUAGCAGGUUUACCGGGUCAGAAAGGAAAACAGGGAGAAAAGGGUGAGCCGGGAGCUAUCUUUGCUUCAACCGACUCAUUAACAGAAUUGAUAAGAAGACCAGGAGAAAAGGGUGAACCUGGAGUACUGGGACCACCAGGGCCAAUGGGGCCACCUGGAAAUCCAGGCCCAAAAGGAGAACUUGGCUUUCCUGGACGGCCUGGACGUCCUGGACUAAAUGGACGGAAAGGCAUAAAAGGUGAACGAGGUGUAACACUAUAUGGCCUCCCUGGUCUUCCUGGACCUCCUGGCCUUCCAGGCCCUCCGGGUCGUGUAGUAUAUAUUAAAGGAACAGUUUUCCCAAUUUCUCCCAGGCCUCAGUGCAAAACAACAGUAGGAACGGAUAACCUUGGAAACCAAGAAAUAACCGACGGUUCUAGGAGUGUAAAUGUUGUACCAGCCUUCAAAGGUGAAAAGGGAGACAGAGGUCCUCCAGGGCCACCAGGUCAUCCUUUGCCAUCACAAUAUAUUGACUUCUUAAAUGUCAUGAAGGGUGAGAAAGGAACAAAUGGAGAAAAGGGAGAACCAAAUGGAGGGUUUUCAAUGUCAGGAAUACCAGGACUUCCCGGAAGACCAGGACCAGUGGGUCCAAAAGGUGACACCGUUAUUGGACCUAGAGGCCCCCCAGGGGUACCUGGCCUGCCUGGACCUCCAGGGUUUGGACCAGCUGGGCCGCCUGGUCCCCCAGGGCCUCCAGGGCCUCCAGGACCUCCUGCAAUAUAUGGUUCAGCAGCAGUAGCAGGCCCACCAGGACCUCCUGGAGAACCUGGAUUACCAGGAACCAGGAAUCUGGUUAUGACACUAAGAAAUGUUGGCAACAUGCUACAAAAUGUUCACUUAGUUUCAGAAGGCACAUUGAUCUAUCUUAGUGAAACUAGUGAAGUUUUCAUUCGUGUUCAAGAUGGAUGGAAAAAAAUGCAGCUUGGUGAACUUAUUCCCAUCUCUGCCGACAGCCCUCCACCUCCAGCAGUUUCAAGCCCGGGAUCUCUACACCAUCCAGCAUCAGGUCCAGGUCCUAACAGUGGAAGACCAAGUCUUCAUCUGGUGGCUCUGAAUACCCCGUUUUCUGGUGAUAUGCGAGCUGACUACCAGUGCUUUCAACAGGCCCGGGCUGCUGGGUUAACAUCAACAUACAGAGCUUUCCUGUCUUCACAUCUUCAAGACCUUUUGACAGUUGUCAGAAAAACUGACCGAUAUCAUCUGCCUAUAGUUAACCUUAAGGACGAAAUAUUGUUCGAUAAUUGGGAGGCCAUUUUCUCUGGCAAGGGAGGCCAGUUUGACCUCCGGAUUCCAAUAUACUCCUUUGAUGGCAGAAAUGUCUUCACAGAUCCAGCCUGGCCUCAAAAAAUCAUCUGGCAUGGUUCAAGUCCAAACGGAAUACGACAAAUUAGUAACUACUGUGAAGCUUGGAGAACAGCAGAUCUCGCCGUUAUGGGACAAGCAUCACCUCUGCAGUCUGGAAAGCUUUUGGAUCAAAAAGCAUAUAGCUGUAGCAACAAGUUUAUUGUCCUUUGUAUUGAAAACAGCUAUAUCUCAGAUAUCCAAAGGAAAUGAUAUUUUCCUCUGUCCCAUGAAAAUUUAAUUUUUUAAUUAUAAUUUUGAAAUGAUGUAAAUAUUGUAUUGAAACCGUGUACUUUAAAAAAGGGUAUUAACCAAAGAAAGCAUACCUCAGUGCAGAAUCUUAUUCCAAGAUGAUGAAAUUCAUUUUGCAAAACAUUCCAGCCCAUGCAGAAACUUGGUAAGAGAUUAGUAAGGGUAAACAAACAUAUAGAAGUGCCUGGGGCCUCUUCUAUGCUGCCAUAUAAUCCAGGUUAACAAACCAGAUGGUCCACGUUAUCUGCUUUGAGCUGGAUUAUAUGAGUCUACACUGCCAUUUAAUCCAGCUCAAAGCAGAUAAUCUGGAUUUUAUAUGGCAGUGUAGAAGGGGCCUGAGCCAUAUGGCACUUGUCAGUAUUAUAAGCCUGGUUGGGUUAGUUCCUAAAUGGUAUUGUGCAGAUAUCUGGUGUGGAGUGCAAGCAAAAUGGAUCACUCCCAUUGGUGCAGUGGCCCUACAACAUUUGUAUGGAGUAAAGAAGAGUGUGCUGGAGCCCAUAGAUUUCCAUAAAGACUUCUGCUAGAUUAAAGAAUAUUGAAUUGUACUAGCUCCAGUAUCCUCUUGUCCCAGUUGUAGACAAACCCUACCCCAGGGUGCAAAAAGCUCUGUCAGGUUCAUCCAGUGAGAUUUUGAUCUUCUUCUUUGAAAUUUUUGAUCUUUUUCCUUCUGUGGGAAUCACAGAUCUGGAGACUGCAGAUCCAGAGGGCCCACUGUAUCAAUGGGUCAUAUUGGAAAAUGUUAUGAGACACUCCUUUCCUUUCCAAACCAGCUUGCUGUAAAACAUGGGAAAUGGAGAUGUUAAUCUCCAAAAUGCUCUUGGACAUGUGGGAGUUGUGUAUCAUUGUGCAAAACCUGGUCUAAAAAAGGAGGCCAUUAUUAUUAUUAUUU